Diabrotica virgifera virgifera (western corn rootworm) is the source of this 687-nucleotide messenger RNA. Its product is annotated as NADH dehydrogenase [ubiquinone] iron-sulfur protein 4, mitochondrial-like. The transcript is spliced from 2 exons. Lineage: Eukaryota; Metazoa; Arthropoda; Insecta; Coleoptera; Chrysomelidae. The coding region runs from base 71 to 622 and encodes 183 amino acids. The record is from RefSeq and is a predicted model, not a curated record. Gene Ontology annotation, biological process: electron transport chain.
AACACAUAGAUAUAAUUUUUUUCCUCAUGUUGUUAAUGUGUUAAUGUUUGUAAACUCAAUAUGUUCAUAAAUGAUCUACCAAAAAAUGAAUAUUAUGGCUUUCAAAUUUUCAUAUAUCAUCUUUCGGCCACCUGUUAACUUUUUCAGUGUUAAACAAUCAAAAGGUGGCCUUAAUGAAGAACCUGCGAAAAAGAUUAAAAGAGAUUUGGUUCCAAAGAGUCUGGAUGAGGUAGAGGAGAGAGAUGUGACUAUUCAAGUCCCUGAAGAACUUGAUAUACAGUUGCUAAGACCCGAAUUUGACGAUCUAAGGGAACGCAUAGCCAGAAUAUCUAAACGAAGCAAAAAUUGUAUGCAGAGUGGUAAAUUCAAUUUGAAUCAAUGGCGUCUAAUGUUUGAUAAUAAAGAACGAUGGGAAAAUCCUUGUAUAGGGUAUUGCUCGUCUGGUGAUCCAAUUUCAAAUUUAGUGCUACAAUUUUCAAAUAAAAAAGAAGGUAUUAAUUUUUGUAAAAAGAAUAAUUGGAAAUUUUUCACUAGCGAAGCACCUACUAAAACCAAGCCCAAGAUAAGAGGAUAUGGAGAUAAUUUUUCAUACAACAAACGCACCAGAGUUAGUACAAAAUAAGCUCGAAUGAACUAAAUCAUCUUUCACAUGUGUAUUAUUAACAAGGUAAUAAAAUCCUGAUACAA